CACUAGCUUACUUGUUAUGAUAGUAAAAGAAAAAGAGUGAAAAGAAAAUUUGAAAAAGAAUGGCAGAAAAGAAACUGUACGAUUCUGCAACAAUCGGAGAUUUAGCAACACUCAAACAACUCCUCCAAACAAAUCAACACCUUCUUGAUGUAGUUUCAUUAACCUCAUGUCUGAAAAACGUGUUGCACAUUGCAAUAAAGAAGGGACACGAAAGCAUCGUGGCUGAGGUGCUGAAGAUCAACCCGGAGCUCUCUCUCGAGCUCGACUCCAACAACUCGUCGUCUCUCCACCUCGCGGCUGCAAAAGGGAACGCGGGGAUCGCGAAUAGAUUGAUGGAGAUAGCCCCUGAGAUGUGCUGGUGGCGAGACGGCCAUGAUAUGAACCCGCUUCAUGUUGCGGCCGUGAAGGGGAAUGAGGCGGUGCUGAAGGAGAUGCUUCGGCUGGACGCCUUUGUGGCUGCGGCGAGGCUGCAUCACCGACAGACUGUGCUGCAAUUGUGCGUGAAACAUCGUCAGCUUGGGACGUUGAAGGUUUUGGUGGAGGAACUGGGAGACACAGACCUAGUGAAUGCAAAGGAUGAUGAUGGAGAGACAUUGUUGCAUUUUGCUGUCAGGACUAAUCAACUUGAGGUUGUAGAAUACAUGAAGGGAAGUGGCAAAGUAGAGAGGUUGACAAAGAAUUUCGCUGGCAAAACAGCACUGGAUAUCUUGAACGAGAGCUUUCGAAACACAAGCACAUAUCCAAAAAUGAAAACAAUCCUCAAAAGUUUUUCAAGUCGGCCAAUAGCCCUAAGCUUGCCUAGGUUCACUGAGCUGACGAUAGUGGCGGCGAUCCUGAUAGCGACCAUGGCGUUCCAGGCGGCCGUCAGCCCCCCAGGCGGCGUAUGGUCACAAAACAAGCCCAAGGAUGAACCCGGGGCGAUGUACUACGCCGGCCAAGCAGUAAUGGCUACUAUCAUGCCCAGUAGAUACAGACAGUUCAUUCGUGUCAACAUCGUGUCAUUCAUUUCGUCUCUCGUGGCAAUCUUGUUCCUCGCCACGGCCGGCUCGUCAGACCAGUGGAUUUUUGCACUGCUAGCGCUCAUUUCGAUGUUGGUGUCAAUGGCAUCUAUCGGAGUAACUUAUGGAGCUUCGUUGAUCAUGACCAAUCCUUUCAUGAAAGAUUUUGGAUUGGAUAACUCUAUUAUCAUAUCUGCCUGUGUGUUCGCAGGAGUCAUGUUUUUUAUCUUUGUUAUUAGCUCUUUCAGAAGUGGGACGGGAAGCGUGAAAAGAAUUAUCAAGAAGAUUGGGCCCACCUCCUGCAACUUUGUGUAGCUGCCGGAGUUAUGGAAUUCACCUUUGAGUAGGGUUGAAUAGUUAUGUUACUUUAAUGUUGGAUUGUGUGUUGUUAUCGAGAAGUGUGUUUUCUUUUCGGUUCUUUCCCAUGAUGCGGUUGUUGAAUAGACAUGUUUGUUAUAUUUUUACGGUGAAAGCAUGCUUUGCGCUUCUUGUUUGUAUGUGACUUUCUUUAUCAAUUGUAAUAAAAAUAUUUCUAUCA
Messenger RNA from Salvia hispanica, 1536 nucleotides. RefSeq lists its product as uncharacterized. NCBI's taxonomy places the organism in Eukaryota, Viridiplantae, Streptophyta, Magnoliopsida, Lamiales, Lamiaceae. The record is from RefSeq and is a predicted model, not a curated record. Gene Ontology annotation, cellular component: plasma membrane. Gene Ontology annotation, molecular function: protein binding.